UAACAUAAACGCGAAUUGUAGACAAAUUAGACGAUAAAAUUAAAGUACGUUAAUUAAAACGUGUGUGUUAAUGAUCAUGUAACUCUAUGUAGUAUGCAGCGGUAUGCAGCAGUAGAUAUUGUUGCGGCACGACAUGUCACGUUCGAAGUGGCUAACAGUUCUGGCAUUUCAAUUGUUUUUAGCGACAAGUAUAAAUGGUUCGAUAGGUGAUAGAUCUCAGUUUUACAGUUUGUGCCUUGAGAAAUGCAGUGAGAAUAAUUGCAAUAAUGAUCAGAUGUUUAAAGUACAACCGUCCUUAUCGUUAAGGUUGCUACUUUGGUCUUGCAGAGAAGAUUGUAGCUACACCUGUACAUGGAAGACAGUCGAUUAUUUUACGUCCCAUGGCUUGAAAGUUCCCCAGUUCCAUGGAAAAUGGCCCUUUAUCAGAGUUCUUGGAUGCCAAGAACCAGCGUCCGUUAUAUUUUCUUUAUUAAAUUUUUAUGCCCAUGCUACCAUGUAUUGGAAAUUUAAGAGAAAAUGUAAAUCUACUUAUCCUAUGUAUUAUGUAUGGUCCUAUUUUAGCCUGAUUUGUAUGCAUGGCUGGUUUUGGUCAUCUGUUUUCCAUGCAAGGGACACUCCAUUCACAGAAGUAAUGGAUUAUACUUGUGCAUUUAUUAUGGUUCUUACUUUACUCUAUUGUAUGCUAUUAAGGAUAACUUAUAGAAACAACAAAUCCUUUGUUGUGAUUACGUGUGGAUACCUUAGCAUUUUAUAUUCACAUUUAUCUCAUUUAUGGUCUGGUUACAUUAAUUACGAUUAUAAUAUGAAGUUCAACGUAGUCAUAGGAUUUUCAACAUUUGUUCUGACAAUGAUAUGGUGGCGUCGUAAUCGGAAGAGAUUAUCUUAUAUUUAUCUGAUCGGUUGGUUCAACGUAUUAACAGUUCUUGUCACUAUAUUAGAAGUGGCAGACUUUGCACCGAUCUUUUGGGUGUUCGACGCUCAUUCCUUGUGGCAUGCCAGCACAGUUCCCCUUGCAAUUCUGAUAUACAGGUUCAUGAUGGCAGAUUGUUCUUACUUGAAUACGGUUUAUAGCAAAUUGACAUUAGACAUUGAUCAUCAUAUACAUUAGUAGUAUCACUUGCUACUAUGCAAAUGCAACGUACGAUGCAGUAAUUUUGGAUCUCGUUGAUUUUUAUAUGACGUUUUUCAAACUAUAUACUUCUUACAAGGUAUUUGAAACCGGAAUAAAUCAUUCUACGUUCUACAACGUAAUAUUAGUCUUUAUUGGCAGUACAUCAUAAGUUAGUAGUGUUAAAAUUAUCUUUCAUUAAUCAGUAUGUAUACGUAUGCAAAACAAUAGAACAUCUUCAGAAUUAGAUGCGCGUCCUGUUUUUACUUAUUACACGAAAAUAUACAUACAUAUACUCUGAGGAAUGUAUUCUAUCAUGAAGGUAUAGCUGCGUAAUAUUAACAUUAAUCAAAUCAUCGAUCGAUGAAAAUUAAUAAAUUUUAAGUACCUCCGUA
Messenger RNA from Ceratina calcarata, 1503 nucleotides. It is a transcript of the gene PGAP3, whose product is annotated as Per1-like protein PGAP3. Gene Ontology annotation, cellular component: endoplasmic reticulum membrane. The transcript has 8 exons. Bases 134 to 1108 code for a protein of 324 amino acids. NCBI's taxonomy places the organism in Eukaryota, Metazoa, Arthropoda, Insecta, Hymenoptera, Apidae. The record is from RefSeq and is a predicted model, not a curated record. Gene Ontology annotation, biological process: GPI anchor biosynthetic process. Gene Ontology annotation, molecular function: hydrolase activity, acting on ester bonds.